This is a messenger RNA of Danaus chrysippus (African queen), 1296 nucleotides long. The record is from the annotation of a GenBank genome assembly. Lineage: Eukaryota; Metazoa; Arthropoda; Insecta; Lepidoptera; Nymphalidae.
AUGGGUGAUAAAGAUGGAGAAACCUUUGACGAUGCUGUGGAAGAGAGGGUUAUUAACGAGGAGUACAAAAUAUGGAAGAAGAAUACACCUUUCUUAUAUGACCUGGUCAUGACACACGCUUUAGAGUGGCCCUCGCUGACCGCUCAGUGGCUUCCAGAUGUAACAAGACCUGAAGGCAAGGAUUACUCCGUACACAGAUUGAUUUUGGGCACUCACACAUCUGAUGAACAAAACCACCUCCUCAUUGCAAGUGUACAACUUCCUAAUGAAGAUGCACAAUUUGAUGCAAGCCACUAUGAUAAUGAUAAGGGUGAAUUUGGUGGUUUUGGAUCAGUUUCUGGUAAGAUAGAUAUAGAAAUAAAAAUUAAUCACGAGGGUGAAGUGAAUAGGGCUCGCUACAUGCCACAGAAUCCUUGUGUCAUUGCCACAAAGACCCCAUCUUCAGAUGUCCUUGUAUUUGACUACACCAAACAUCCUUCAAAGCCUGAACCUUCUGGGGAAUGUCAUCCCGACCUUAGAUUGCGAGGUCACCAAAAGGAAGGUUAUGGCUUGUCAUGGAACCCUAAUCUUAAUGGAUACCUUUUAUCAGCCAGUGACGAUCAUACAAUCUGUUUAUGGGAUAUCAACGCCACUCCCAAGGAAGGGCGUGUGAUUGAAGCCAAGUCGGUGUUCACGGGUCACACAGCAGUGGUUGAGGAUGUUGCGUGGCAUCUGUUACAUGAAUCCUUGUUUGGUUCGGUUGCCGAUGACCAGAAGCUAAUGAUAUGGGAUACGAGAUGUAACAACACAUCCAAGCCAUCCCACACAGUGGAUGCUCACACCGCUGAAGUGAACUGCCUUAGCUUCAACCCAUACUCGGAAUUUAUUCUCGCCACUGGCAGUGCUGACAAAACUGUGGCGUUAUGGGACUUGCGUAAUCUUAAACUGAAGUUGCAUUCGUUUGAGUCGCACAAGGAUGAGAUCUUCCAAGUACAGUGGUCGCCACAUAAUGAGACUAUUCUGGCUAGCAGUGGCACGGAUAGGAGGCUGCAUGUAUGGGAUCUGUCCAAGAUCGGUGAGGAGCAGACGGCUGAGGACGCAGAAGAUGGUCCCCCGGAGCUGUUGUUCAUACACGGAGGACACACCGCUAAGAUAUCUGACUUCUCAUGGAACCCCAACGAGCCCUGGGUCAUAUGCUCCGUGUCUGAAGACAAUAUUAUGCAGGUGUGGCAAAUGGCUGAGAACAUCUACAACGAUGAGGAACCGGAAACGCCGGCUUCGGAGCUGGAAUCAGGGGUCAACGUGAACCACGGUUAG